UCUGAAAAAGCUCCUAAAAAUCAAUGUUCCCCAAGGGUUCUCAUCUCCACCUUCUCCCUCUAGCAACGAAGCAUCACUUUUCGCAGCUUCCACGUUCAGCGUUUACCCUCGCCGACGGAGCCCAAACGGAAGACGCCGCCGCAAUAGCCAAACUAGUCCUCGAAUCCAACCCAGGCACUCUCCCCAAGGCCCUAUACAGGCCCACCAUCCAAUGGACCCCAGAGCUCGUGGACAAGGUCCUGAAGCGCCUCUGGAACCACGGGCCCAAGGCUCUCCAAUUCUUCAAGCACCUGGGCCGCCACCCCUCCUACACCCACUCUUCCUCGGCCUUCGACCUCGCCAUCGACAUCGCGGCCCGCAUGCGCGACUAUAACUCCGCAUGGGCCCUCCUGUCCCGCAUGCGCUCCCUCCGUCAUGGCCCAACUCCUCGCACCUUUGCCAUUCUCGCUGAGCACUACGUCUCCGCUGGAAAGCCCCACCGCGCCGUGAAUCUUUUCCUCUCCAUGCAAGACUACGGUUGCCGCCUGGAUCUUCACUCCUUCAACACCAUCCUCGACAUCCUCUGCAAGUCCAAGCGCGUUGAAAUGGUGCACGACCUCUUCAAAACCCUAAGAAACAAAUUCAAUGCCGAUAGCGUUAGUUACAACAUAAUCGCCAACGGUUACUGCAUCGUUAAGCGCACGCCGAUGGCGCUGCAAGUUUUGAAGGAGAUGGUGGAGCGAGGGAUUAGCCCUACCAUGGUCACGUAUAACACAAUGCUGAAAGGCUAUUUCAGGAAUAAACAAUUGAAAGAGGCUUGGGAGUUUUACUUGGAGAUGAAGAAGAGGAAAUGCGAGAUUGAUGUUGUGACUUACACCACUAUGAUUCGGUUUGGUGUUGCGGGUGAGGUUAAGAAAUCUCGUAGGGUUUUUGAUGAGAUGGUGAAGGAAGGUGUGGCUCCUUCGGUUGCUACUUACAAUGCUUUGAUUCAGGUUUUGUGUAAGAAGGAGAGUGUGGAGAGUGCAAUGGUGGUUUUUGAGGAGAUGGUGAGGGAGGGGUUGUGUGUGCCUAAUGUGACAACUUACAACAUUGUGAUCAUAGGUUUGUGUCAUGUUGGGGACAUGGAGAGGGCGUUGGGGUUUAUGGGGAGGAUGGAGGAGCAUGGUUUGAGGGCUAGUGUUCAGACUUAUAAUGUUCUAAUUCGAUACUUUUGUGAUGCUGGGGAGAUUGAGAAGGGUUUGGAGGUGUUUGGGAAAAUGGGGGGUGGCGAGUGUUUGCCUAAUUUGGAUUCGUACAAUGUUUUGAUUUGUGCAAUGUUUGUGAAGAAGAAGUCGGAGGAUUUGGUGGUGGCUGGGAAGUUAUUGAUGGAGAUGAUUGAUAGAGGGUUCUUGCCUAGGAAGUUUACUUUUAAUAGGGUUUUGAAUGGACUUGUUCUUACAGGAAAUCAGGAGUUCGCAAAGGAGAUACUUAGAAAGCAGAGCAAGUGCGGAAGGGUUGUUCGUCGUUUGAAAUUGUGACAUGUUUUAUUGUUGGAUUUCGUACUUGAAGGAAGACAAUUCACAUUGUUCUGAACAUCAGGAAAUGUAUGGAGUGUUCAAUUGGAGAGCAUGUUCUGCAUUCUGCUGGACACUCUGGUGAUGAAUCCACCAUUGUUGAAAAUGUUACUUUCAGUGACGAAAUUAUGGUAUUUGAUCAAAUAGGUACAAAUUUGCGGAGUGUGAUCACGAACAAUGCAUUAUUUAAUCAAAGAGAGCAUGCAUGUCCGAAGUAGCCUCCAACGUUGCCUAUUGAAGUCCAUUACUAGCAUAGCAACAUUGCUCUCUCUUUUAUUCAAUUAAUUGUUGAGAGGGCUCUUCCAAUUGGGAUAAAGGAUUACUCCUUGCUUUCAUGUUUUGAUGUGACAUUAGUUGUAGGAUUAAGAAGUUGAGUGAUUUAUAUUUUCUACUUUAAAGAGGUUGUAACAAUAAUAUGGUCAUUUUUUGGACUAUACUUAUACAUAACUGAGUGAGAAUAUUUUCUCCUAUUAAAGUCUUUUUCAUUAA
This is a messenger RNA of Cajanus cajan (pigeon pea), 2021 nucleotides long. The record is from RefSeq and is a predicted model, not a curated record. NCBI's taxonomy places the organism in Eukaryota, Viridiplantae, Streptophyta, Magnoliopsida, Fabales, Fabaceae.